AUGGAACUUUUUCCAAAGGUGACAAUCUUUAUGACACCAGGAUGGGGUGAGAAAGAUGAGACUGAUACAGGCCUCGGUUUUUGUGGAUGGAUCCUGGUGAUCACUUCACUUUUUUUCACUAUUAUUACAUUUCCUGUAUCAAUCUGGAUGUGCAUAAAGAUUAUAAAGGAGUACGAGCGAGCCAUCAUAUUCAGACUUGGACGCAUCUUAAAAGGAGGAGCAAAGGGACCAGGUUUGUUUUUUGUCCUGCCCUGCACAGACAGCUUCAUCAAAGUUGAUAUGAGGACCAUCUCUUUUGAUAUUCCUCCCCAAGAGAUCUUGACCAAGGACUCUGUGACAGUUAACGUAGACGGAGUGGUUUAUUACAGAGUUCAGAAUGCCACCCUUGCUGUAGCAAAUAUCACAAAUGCUGACUCAGCCACCCGUCUUUUAGCACAGACUACUUUGAGGAACGUUCUGGGGACCAAAAACCUUUCUCAGAUUCUCUCUGAUCGUGAAGAAAUUGCACACAGCAUGCAGGCCACUCUUGAUGAGGCAACGGAUGACUGGGGCAUUAAGGUGGAACGUGUGGAGAUCAAGGAUGUGAAAUUACCUGUUCAGCUGCAGCGAGCAAUGGCUGCAGAAGCAGAAGCUGCCCGGGAGGCGAGAGCUAAGGUAAUUGCAGCAGAGGGUGAAAUGAACGCCUCCAGGGCCCUAAAGGAGGCAUCCAUGGUUAUUACGGAGUCCCCUGCUGCUCUUCAGCUUCGUUAUCUUCAGACCCUGACCACCAUUGCUGCGGAGAAGAACUCCACCAUCGUCUUCCCGUUGCCCAUAAACAUGCUGCAGGGUCUCAUAGGUGCAAAUCCCUAGGUGGAGGGGGAGGAGAGGGGGCUUCUGCUACAGCAAACGUUGACAACACUGCAUUCCCUGUGUGCUGUCGCUUACAGCGGUGUUAACAAAGCGAAUUUGCUGGGGAACCUCUUCUGUUAUACUAAGUGUGUUACAAAACUUAUCUGUAGCGUUUGUGAAUAUGAAUGUUUGAAAUUGAAAACCUUUCAAGAUAAUUACAAGCAGAUUGUGAUCUUAAAUCAGCACAUACCCAUGCUCUCCUGGGUGGGACACCUUUAAUCUGCAACCUCCCCUUUCAGAUAGUAUUUAAACUCAGCUGUGAUGAAGGUGAGAUGAUCCAACAUCAGGAAAGAGAAAUAUUCCCUUUAAUUAAUGGGUCUGUAGUCCUGCAAGGGAAGGGGAGUUGUAUUGGAGUCGUGGGACUGCUGUUGUGUGGAUCAUCCUCUAGUUUACCCAAGGAGAAGUAACAGCAGUUGAUGCAGGAGUGAGAAUACUGUCCUGGUACUCCCCCAAAUAGUCCCCAUUUCACGAGAAGCACUUGGCAGUGACACUUCCCACCACUGUCUGCCACGUGGAAAUGGCAUGAACAGGCAAUAGCUGUGGAUACAGUCUGCUGGCAGUCACCGAGGGGCUGCGCUGUUGUUACAGUGCUGUGCCUGUAUAGAUUUAAAAGUUGUUGGGUCUGCCUCUCUCAAAAA
Athene cunicularia (burrowing owl) is the source of this 1526-nucleotide messenger RNA. RefSeq names its product stomatin (gene STOM). The transcript has 8 exons. The record is from RefSeq and is a predicted model, not a curated record. Bases 1 to 849 code for a protein of 282 amino acids. Gene Ontology annotation, cellular component: plasma membrane. Lineage: Eukaryota; Metazoa; Chordata; Aves; Strigiformes; Strigidae.